GGCCAGGAGGGGGGGAGGGGGCAAGGAGAAGGCCCCGCCCCCCGCCGGGGCUACUUAAGGCGGCGGCGCGCGUAGCGGUCCCUUCACUUCGGGUUCGCUCCUCCGGAGAAGAUGGGCGAGACGCUGCGGUGGCUCAAGAAGUUCCAGAGUGCCCUGAUCCUGUUCGGCACGCCGCUGCUGCUGCUGCCCAGCGUGUUCUUCUUCCACCAGAAGAUGGUCCGCUGUGGCUUCGUCAUCAUCCUCAUGGCCGUGUACUGGUGCACCGAGGUCAUCCCCCUGCCUGUGACGUCCCUCUUUCCUGCCUUGCUUUUCCCUUUGUUCAAAGUCAUGGAAGCCAAGCAGGUGUGUGUCCAGUACAUGAAGGACACCACGAUGCUCUUCCUGGGGAGCCUGAUCGUGGCCGUGGCCGUGGAACACUGGAACAUUCACAAGAGGAUCGCCCUGCGCACCCUCCUCUUGGUCGGAGUCGCCCCUGGCCUACUGAUGAUGGGCUUCAUGAGCAUCACGGCCUUCCUGUCCAUGUGGAUCAGCAACACGGCCUCCACGUCCAUGAUGGUGCCCAUCGUGGAGGCUGUGCUGGAAGAGCUGAGGCUGAUAGAGGACGAGGACCUGGGCUGCGCCUCCCCGGGCACCGUGGAGCUGUUGGUCAAGGACGACCCCGAGAGCCAGGCCUCGCUGGACCAAGCAUCGGUCUGGACCAGCUCCAGGACGGGCCCAGAACAGACGUUCGCUGCCACGGAGGGUUUGGCCACUUGCUCUCCCCAUCCCGGCCCUCCCCUCCCCCCGCCCGCUCCGGGACCAGCCGUGGCUGUGGAUGGGGAAGGCCCGGGCGACAGAGGCGACAGGAAGGCCGAGAAGAUGAUGGAGAGGAAGAAGACGGCCAAGGCCCUGACGCUGUGUAUCUGCUACGCGGCCACCAUUGGCGGCACCGGGACCCUGACCGGGACCGGGCCCAACGUGGUCCUGGCCGGGCAGAUGUACUCGCUGUUCCCCAACAACGGAGACGUGAUCAACUUCGCCUCCUGGAUGAGCUUCGCCUUCCCCAACAUGGUUUUCAUGCUCCUCUUCUCCUGGGUCUGGCUGCAGGUCCUCUUCGUGGGCACCGACUUCAAAAAGAACAUAGGCAUCGGGGCCAGGAAGACGGGGAAAGACUCGACCAUGUACAACAUGCUGCAGCGCGAGUACCAGAAGCUGGGCGCCCUCAGCUACGCCGAGGUCUCUGUGCUCAUCUCCUUCCUCAUCCUCAUCCUGCUCUGGUUCUUCCGCAGUCCCGGCUUCAUUCCCGGCUGGCAGUCCCUGCUCUGGAUGGACGGCAAGAAGAGGUACGUGUCCGACAGCACCGUGGUGAUCUUCAUCUCCAUCUUGCUGUUCAUCCUGCCUUCGAAGAGGCCCAAGUUCAAUUUCCGGAACCAGGUGGAAGAAGAGUGGCAGGUGCCCUUCUACCCGCCCCCGCUCUUGACCUGGAAGGUGGCCCAAAAGAAGGUGCCGUGGGGCAUCGUGCUCCUGCUGGGGGGCGGCUUUGCCGUGGCCAAAGGAUGUGAGGUCUCAGGGCUGUCCGAGUGGUUCGGGACGCAGAUGAAGCCUCUGGGCCGAAUGUCGCCGGCGGUCCUGAGCACACUGGUCACCCUCCUCAUCGCCGUCUGCACCGAGUACACCAGCAACGUGGCCACGGCCACCCUCUUCCUGCCCAUCCUCGCCUCCGUGGCUCAGAACAUCAGCAUCAACCCGCUGUACGUGAUGAUCCCCUGCACGCUGGGCUCGUCCUUCGCCUUCAUGCUGCCCGUGGCCACGCCGCCCAACGCCAUCGUCUUCUCCUACGGCCGCCUCAAGGUCUCCGACAUGGUAAAGGCAGGUCUCGUAAUGAACAUGAUCGCCUUGUUCUCCUGCGGGAUAGCCCUCAACACCUGGGGACGCAUCAUAUUUGACCUGGACAAUUUCCCAAGCUGGGCAAAUACCACAAAAGGCAACCGCAAUGACUAAGGGCUCAGGAGGCAGGCCACAGUGGGGGGGGGGGGGUGGGGAGGGGGCAAAAGGGUUUGGACCUGCUGCUGUGGCCAGAGCUUGGGGCUGCAUCAGAACUCAGGACCUGUUGGCCCCAGUUGGGUGAAGAUUGUGUGUCUCAGCAGGCUCUGGAGGCUUGAAUGGAAAAGACGUCCUGGAGAGGGAAGGAAAGGGCCCCUGAGUGGUUCCUGUGCUUUAUGGGGUGGCCUCAGGGUGCCAUACUGAUGCUCUGUUGCUUGCCUCUUGGCUUGGGCAGGGAGCAGGGCCAUGGAGCUCUGCCCAGGGAAUGCCAGACCAGCCACAGAGAGCCUCGUCUUCGCAGCUCGCUGGCUUUGUGAGAACAUGGAGGGAGGGAGCAGAGACACAGACAGACAGACAGACAGACACAGAGAAGCCUUUCGAAGCCAUAGGACUGCCCUCUCUGGGCUCUGCAGGGGUCAGGCGGCCCGGAGGGGAGCCCGUGGACUCUCCUCUCAAAGCCAGCUCAGGCCCAGCUCCGGGCCACAGAAGGCUUCCCAGGGAGAUGCUUUCCCCAUUCAGGGCAGAUGGGGAGGUCUCGGCCCUAGGCCGGGGCUCCCAUUCGGGGCUGGAGGCUCCCCAACCCCGGGUCUUGCUCUGGGCUAGAAGGGCACCCGAGGAAGCGGUUGGCCUGGGGCCAGGGGCAAGUCGAAAGGCCCCCUGAGCAGGCAGAGGGGCCCCCCAGCCCGCCUGGAAUAGGAGAAAGAAGCGGAAGAGAAUCCAGCUUCCUGCUUCCUGCCCCGCUCGGGGUGGGGGGGCACCUUCCCACUUGGGUAUGUUGUAGAAGACAGGACAAGAAUAAAGUGGCCCAGCUGAA
This is a messenger RNA of Monodelphis domestica (gray short-tailed opossum), 2836 nucleotides long. RefSeq names its product solute carrier family 13 member 5 (gene SLC13A5). Gene Ontology annotation, cellular component: plasma membrane. Gene Ontology annotation, molecular function: citrate transmembrane transporter activity; succinate transmembrane transporter activity; sodium:dicarboxylate symporter activity. The record is from RefSeq and is a predicted model, not a curated record. Gene Ontology annotation, biological process: fumarate transport; oxaloacetate transport; succinate transport. Lineage: Eukaryota; Metazoa; Chordata; Mammalia; Didelphimorphia; Didelphidae.